UAAAAAUUGAUGAUUUGCAAAUUUCUUUAUAAAACUAUUAUACUGCAAUUUAAAUUUCUGUGCAUUUUAAAGAUAUUUUCCGCUUUUUGCUGACACAACAAACUAAAACGGUAGAACGAUGUAGAUUUCUAGAUUUAGUGUACUCCAUUUUCGCGUUUCGACACAAAGGAAGGUCAAAGUCAUUAUAUUGUUACACACGCUGUAACAGCAAGGUAGACAAUCCGUCCAAGAACCGUUGCAAGAAUCGUCGACCAGCUCACAGUUAGAAGGAAUGAAGAUCAUAAUGGAACGCUCCGCAUCCACAUUUUUAACCCUCUUCCUAGCGGGUAUCGAGGAUCACCGAGGGACAGCCUCCGGAGCAGCUCCUCCCACGGAUCCGCAAUAGAUAAUAGGUCACUCCUAUCAUCUUUGAGUUGAUCUUGCGUUCUUAUCUAGCAGUUGCGGUGCUCGAGUGCUGUUAUCGCCGGAAGAUUUUAUGAGAAGGAGGACCAGCUGCAGCAACCGCACUCAGUGAACGCAAAGACGUUGAUGGAGACGUCUAUGACGAGGAUCGCACAGUUUCCGUUACCUUGUCGUUGCAACAUUGUACUGAUUUGCGAGCGCGUCGCGAUCAUAUCAGUGUAGUGCACCUGCACGGCCCUCAGAAUGGUUAAUUACAUUAGGAUAGCGAUCCGUGUAGUGGCGAUGGAGAUGGCGGACACCAGAACAGUAAUCAAACAGUGGUGCCAGGAAGAAAUCUGGCAUGCGAGAAAAGGAUUCCAGGAGAUUACUACAAACUCGACGAGUCUGCUAUCGACUUUUCUAUCAACAUGGUCAAAAUAUAUCUUCGUAUUGAUGUUCUUAGGCUUGCUUAGUCUCCUGUGCGGUUACGUCAUACUGGUAUGCCAACCCUACGAAUACAUUUUAAAGUUCAAGACAACAUUCACGGAAGGUGGUGAAAUCUUCCAACUAUGGGAAAAACCUGAAGUCAAUCUCUAUCUCAAAGUCUACUUAUUUAACAUAACAAAUCACGAGGAAUUUCUAGACGGUCGGGAGAGUAAGCUGCGAUUCCAACAAGUUGGACCUUACGUAUACAGAGAGUUCUUUUCACAUAACAACAUAGUUUUCAACAAUAAUGGUACCUUAUCAUCAAUACCUUCGCAUCCGCUCCAGUACAUGCCAGAGAUGAGCAACGGCACGGAAGAGGAUCUUCUAAUAUUGCCGAACAUCGCGUUGUUCAGCAUCACAAACGUGAUGAGAGACGCCUCGUACAUAUCCAGAUGGGGUUUAAAUAUGCUGAUCCGUCAAACAGACACUCGUCCUCUAGUUCAAAUGACUGCACAUGAGUUCAUGUUUGGCUACGAAUCAACUCUCGUAACACUUGGCAACCAUUUGAUGCCCAGUUGGAUUAAAUUCGAUAAAUUGGGAUUAAUCGACAGGAUGUAUGAUUUUGACGGUGACUUCGAGACCAUUUACACGGGAAAGACUGACAUCCGAUUGACAGGCUUGAUCGAAAAAUACAAUGGGGAUGUGAAUUUACCACAAUGGAGCGGUAAAUGCGCGAAUGUGCAAGGUGCGAGCGAUGGUGUUAAGUUUCCAAGCUAUAUCCAACCGAAUGACACGCUCCUGUUCUUUCGCAAGAGUCUCUGCCGAAGCGAACGAAUGAUACAUGUUGGAGAAAAGUUUAUAAACGGUUUACACACAUAUCAAUUCACGUUUAUGGAGAACGAAUUUGAUAACGGGGCAGUGAAUCCAGAAAAUAAAUGCUUCUGUCGUAAGGGACGGUGUCUGAAAUCUGGAUUACUUGAUGUAACUGAUUGUUAUUAUGGAUUUCCAAUCGCCUUGUCAUAUCCACACUUCUACCAGAGCGACCCGUCACUGUUGGAAGUCCUUGAAGGGCUGGAACCUAAAAAGGAGCUACAUGAAUCCUACUUCUUCAUCCAGCCAAAAAGUGGAUUACCCGUGGACUUGGCAUUCCGAUUCCAAAUCAACAUGGCUCUGCAAGAUAUCGGACACAUGGAGCGGAUGGAGAAAUUCAUUAAUUUCACGUUUCCGAUGUUGUGGUUCGAAAUCGGAAUGUACGAGUUACCGUACAGCCUAAAUAUGCGUUUCUGGUUUUACUUGAGCGUUCUGCCGGUCGCCGAGGAAGUGACGACAUAUCUGCUGUUCCUGUUCGGCGCAGUGCUGCUUAUCUGGAGCGUCGUAAAGAUACUAUCUUAUCAAGUAAAGGAAUCGCCGACAGAUUGGCUAGAAACGGAAAUGGAAAGAAGACGGCACAGGGCCAAGAACGACAAGCUGACCGGUUGGAAAGAAAAGGAGAUGGACACGUAUAACUCAUUCUUGACGCCGGAUGAUGCGAAUCUCACAAUGACAGUGCAGUAAUUCAGUGAUCAAGCCAUAGCCACGCAGACAGUUAGGACGUUGUUUCUCGCCGAUAAAUAAUAAAUAGCUCGUUUGGUCAUUUAUUAGUAAAAUGCGUGUGAUCGCUCGAGUAUCAAAAAAUUCCUUCAGAUUUCAGCAGGGGGUUUAACAUGCGUCGAAGCCAUAUUAGGGGUCUGUCAUCUCGUAAGAUCUCGUAAGAGCAGAUAAUAGGCGGAAAAUCCCGUUAUGUGAAAGACAACGAGAUAAAAUCUCAAAAAUGAUUAAUGCAACUCGUUGUCUGCACUGGACGUGUAUUUCCGCGUGCGUAAGUCCCGAACAAAUGUGUUCCGCUUAUGUAAAUAAAAUAUUAUACGUAACAUGACAAAAAAAGCAUAUUCACGUAUCAGGGUAUCUAAAGCUGCAAGAGAGAAUGAUUUAAUCUAAUUUUAGUUAAUUAAUUUAAUCUCAUUUUAAUCAGAUUGACAUUCGCGAGUUUAUAAACAUUUGCAAAAUAUUUUUCGAUCUACGUCCAGCCAUAUGAAUAAUAUUCACACAUAAUCCGCGACGUCGGAACUGUUUCUGUAAUAAAUGUUAGACAGUGCAAUUUUUUCGUAAUUAUUCUCGAUUACAAUUUGAUUCGAUUAGAAUUUUUGAGAACAGUUCGCUCGAUUUCUAUAACAUAAUUUAUAUGUUAAUGCAAUUUGUUAUGUAUUAGAAUAGAUUUUAAUAGUAAUGUUUAUCUUUGUACUUCAUAGUAUUACAGUGAACCACUUUCUUGUUCAUGAUUGCUGUUAGUUACGAAGAUACGUUUCUUGUAUGCCAAACGAUACAAAUAACGCAAUCUACAUUAGUAUUAUUACACAUGUAUGCUGCGUAUUUGAUUCAUACAAUGUACAUACAUCGAAGAGCAGCUAAAUUUUCAUGGGUUUAAUUUUCACUCAUUUGUCAUUUGAAACGAAUACUCUCGAAUAAAUUUUUCCGAUUAAAACUUGAGAGUCUCAUAAAAUAGGAAAUCGAAACUUUUUAAUAAUUGUUCUUUUGUAAUUGAACUCUAUAAUAAUUCAGCGUGGCAGUCAAUGCGUUAAAAAUAUAAUAGUAUCACAUCUUGAAGUCUAAUGCCAACGAGAAAAUCAGAUGAUUUAUUUUUUUGUGACGAUACGUUUAGCUUUGUUUAAUAAUUCGAUAUCAAGACUGACAUAUCGUACAUGAUAUAGAUUAGCGUAGUUGUUAAGAAAACAAUCUAAUUCCGAAGCAGUGAUUAGGUAAUAGAUCACAGCUUGCAAUAAAAUAUGUGCGCAGAAAGCAAUAGCGAUUGAUAAAAUCAAAUAGCACGAUCAACUACACAUAACAAACAUUCAUGAUUCUUAUCAAAUAAAAUAAAAUUAUGACGUCACUU
This is a messenger RNA of Ooceraea biroi (clonal raider ant), 3736 nucleotides long. RefSeq names its product scavenger receptor class B member 1. The record is from RefSeq and is a predicted model, not a curated record. Gene Ontology annotation, molecular function: scavenger receptor activity. Lineage: Eukaryota; Metazoa; Arthropoda; Insecta; Hymenoptera; Formicidae. Gene Ontology annotation, cellular component: cytoplasm; membrane.